Hippoglossus stenolepis (Pacific halibut) is the source of this 3962-nucleotide messenger RNA. RefSeq names its product chromobox homolog 7b (gene cbx7b). The transcript has 6 exons. The coding region runs from base 272 to 1045 and encodes 257 amino acids. NCBI's taxonomy places the organism in Eukaryota, Metazoa, Chordata, Actinopteri, Pleuronectiformes, Pleuronectidae. Gene Ontology annotation, cellular component: PRC1 complex. The record is from RefSeq and is a predicted model, not a curated record. Gene Ontology annotation, biological process: negative regulation of transcription by RNA polymerase II.
CGCGCCGAAGCGGUGUGCAGAUGUGUCGCAGAUUUUGUAAAGUCACUGGACUCACACACACACAUACAUACUCACACACACACACAUACUCACACAGCACGAGAAAGUGGCUCCGCUUUAACUGACAGAACAACGACUCGUCUGAGGAAGAGCAACCGGGAGGGUGAGGACUAAACCCGGGGGAAGCGGCAUCAUAGCCCGGUGAGCGUCAGCGGAGUUGGUGCCGGAGGAGGACGGUACUCUCGCGGCGGAGACCCGGCGGUGCUCAGUGAUGGAGCUGUCAGCGAUCGGAGAGCAAGUGUUCGCUGUGGAAUCGAUCGUAAAGAAGAGGGUGAGAAAGGGGAAUGUGGAGUAUCUGUUGAAGUGGAAAGGAUGGCCUCCAAAAUACAGUACAUGGGAACCUGAGGAACAUAUUCUGGACCAGCGCUUGGUGCAGGCCUAUGAAGAGAAAGAGCAGAGAGACAGAGCUCUGUGUCACAGGAGGAAAGGAUCAAAGGCCAAAAGACUUGAUCUGCAGAGCACCAUCUACACCAUGGACCUCCGCAGCGCUCACAAGAUCCCUGAGAAAGCUCCGCCUCGCCUGCGGCUCUCGCUGACGCGCUCGCUGGUCCCGGAGGACGUGGAUGAUCCGUACGGUGCCUGCAGACUCAAUUGCAAACCCGGGAGUUCUGAGUUCAGGAGCUUGGACUCAAACCCUCCGAGUCCAACACAAGAGGACUGGGAAGGCCUGGGAGAAGAAGACGAGGAGGAGGAGGAGGAGGAAGAGGAGGAUGCAGAAGAUGAGGAGGAUAGGGAAGAGGACGCGGCUCAGAGGGAGACGACAGAAAGCAUUCUUCAUGGACAAGAGAGGACGGACCGCUGGAGCUCCGACAUCGCACCGGACGAGGUCAUCGCUGUAUCUGAGAAGCCGGACAACCUCUGGAGGCCCGUCAACAGACCGGGAGAGGUGACGGUCACGGACGUAACCCUCAACUCCCUCACAGUGACUUUCCGCGAGUCGAGGGUGGCCAAAGGCUUCUUCAGACACUGGAGCCUGGAGGUCUGAAAUGUGACGAAGUGGCUUGUCAGGGUGUAAAUGGUUGAGGAACCAAGUUGGUGUUUUCAUUCCCUCUCUGCAGCCUCUCGCUCCCCCCAUUGCCAGCUGAGUCUGGUCAGUGGUACGUUUACAUGCACAGAGUCAUCUGGGUGUAAGCAGAACUUCAGGUGUUGGUUACCUGGAGGUUAUAUAUAGCUCAUUAGAGCAGAGAUCCAACAGAAGCAUCGAGUGAAGAGGCAACAUUAUAUCACCACACUAAAAAGAUGGAUACUUCUGUUGUUUUGGCCUGUUAAUGUCCACCGAAGAAAAAUGUGGGACCCAGGCACCGGAGGACCAAAUGUGAGCCAGAUCUGGCUCAUACGUCAAUUUUGGAGGUGCAGACUUAAGGAGCCAGUUUCAAUUAGCAGGAGUCAGUCCAGUCUGUAAAUCAGAGGAACAAUUUCAAACCAUAGGCCGGAACCUGCAUCACCCACCUGCAUGCUAGUGGUUAAAAAGCCCACAGGGUGCCUUUAAAGCAGUUCAGAGCACGGACCUUAAGCACGACAUGUUCAUAUUAUCCCACACUUUUAUUUUGAAAAAAAGUUUGCCUAUAUUCAGAGCUUUCUUCUAUAAACUUUCAAAAGUUUGUAGAAAAGUUUAAAAGUAUAAAAACACAAAAGCAGCACAAAAUUGGAGAGAAGAACAAGCUCCAUUGUAUUGCACUUAAAGCUAGGCUUGGUAAUGCUGGAAAAGCUAGGAAGUGCCGGCUACACUUUGCCCACCCCCUCCCAUCGGUAGGUCCAGGCCGAAGACUCCGGUACUGGCUAUUGGGACUAUAUCUCAGUAACAAAUUACCAACCCUACCCUUAAGUUCACUAUACAGUACAUAUAGGUACCCUCUGAACGUGAGUACCGAAUACAGACACAGAGUGAAGAUACUUUUAUUCAGGGUGUGAGGAGAGGAAACAAAAGAAGAGUCCUCUGUGCAUGUAAACACAGCCGCUAAGGUUCAGUGCUGGACUCAAACAUUCUGUACAAACUUUAAACUACAGUGAGGUGGACACAGCUGUAAGUCCCAUACUGACAUGCAGCCCUGUGCCUGUAACCCUCAAACAAAGACCGUUACCUCUAUACAAACCCCCUCUUAUAGAAGUCGUCCAGUUCUGUCAGUGCUAAGAUGGUGUCGUUUAUCCGUACACCUCGCUCCUCAUCGCAAAAUAUACAAAUCGCCAUAAAAGUGAUCACUCUGUCUUGUACCAAAAGUAGACUGAUAAUAUCUAGACUUGAUAAUAUAAUAAAAUAAGAAAUUGCACUGUAUUCACAUUACAUUGUAAGGGCGUGUUUGUAGAGUUUACCCUUUUAAAGGUGAAUAUCAGUUUCAGUAUUUCAUUCUAAAGUCACCAAUUCCUGAUCAGUUGUGACAAUAUUCAAAACAAUGUCCAAAAAAAAUCAAAGAUUCAGUGUUUACCUCAAAUUAUUGAUAAGCCUCAUUCAGACUAAAAUACAAGUCAACUCCAAAACAGUUCUGUUAGCUGUUGUACUAGCAAUCACACAUAGUUACAUUACAGACAACUAUUUUAUUAAACUAUGAAUAUUCAUUUGACACCUUUAGGAAAGCAAGUUCAUUCAUGAGCUUAAAAACAGCAGCUGACAAAACAGUUUCUGGAGCUUUCGAUCAUCAAUAUACAGAGUUUCCAAAAUUGAAGUGGAAUUGUAAUUUUGCAAUAUCUUUUUUUAUUUCCAGCUUAAAAUUUCUAAAUUCAUCCUGGAGCCUGAAAACAGAAGCUGACAAAACAGGUCAUAAUGAAAUGGGAAAAAGAUUUAGAUAUCCCCAAUAAUAAUAGAAAACCUAUAUAUUUCUAGGAAAUCCCUGAAUAAAUGUAGAAUUCAAAAAUAAAAAUAAAAGCCCCACACUGAGGCCAGAAUAUCGUUGUAACGCUGCUGGCGUCCUGCCCACUGGACACAGGAGCUGAUGUGAUGAGUCAUGUCUGUGGAAUCUCCCACAGUGGCCUCUCAUUGGUCCACAGGCUGUUUGUCCCACACCGAGCAUGAUGGGUCAGCGUCUCGUGAUCCCAGAGCUGCGUCCGUGUGAUAGUGAAGCUGCAGGGAAUGGAAGUGCCUGAUGCUCCGUAGCAUUGUUGUUGUUUUGUCUGUAGAGCUUUUAGGGCUGACGUCUCUCGCUCCCUCUCUCUUUUAUAUACACAAAUUAUAGACUGUAUAUAAAGAAGAACGUCUCUCUACUUCCUCCCAUGAUCCAGAAAUGAAGCCAAAAUAUCGAGGAUAUGAACGCUGCCAUCUUGCACAUUUGGAGCCAGAGACAUUACCACGUUUUUGAACUUCCUACAAUGACAAAAAACAUCUUUGAGAAAAGUUGAUCUGACUUUGGUCCGACUCUCUUUCACUAACAUGGAGGAGGCGGGGUUUAUGCAGCCAGCCAUCAGGGGGUGAUCGAGAUACUUUGGCUUCACCUUUGGGAAGCAAUCAUGUUGACCAUCUUUAUAUACAGUCUAUGAUAUUAACACACAGUUAAAGCUUGUUUAGUCUCUGUAUGUCAGAAUGACGAUCCUUGACAAGACUUGCGGAGUAGACGUUUAAAAAAAAGAUGAAGGGGCCACAGGGAGAAAACAUGAAUUUUGUAGUCCUUAUUUUUCUACAUUGACCUGAAUGUAUAUUUAUUCUUUACAGAUACCUGUGUGUUUGUCACACAGAUGAUGGAAUAGUUUUUAUACAGUUUGUGAUAACCACUGAGCUAGACGCCAUAUCUAAACGUGAUAAAACAAGCGCCCUGGAUUUGACGUCGUCUACCCGUGGUCGCUUGUGCUGCUUUCGUCCACCACCGAGCGAAGAACCCUGCACUUUAUCGUGACAUUACCUGCUCCAGUCUACUAAGUGUCACUGUGUAUAGAAUAUUUCUAUGGUAAUUGUAAAAAUAAAUGUUGCUAAUGUU